This is a messenger RNA of Jatropha curcas, 2553 nucleotides long. Its product is annotated as DNA-binding bromodomain-containing protein. The record is from RefSeq and is a predicted model, not a curated record. Gene Ontology annotation, molecular function: protein binding. NCBI's taxonomy places the organism in Eukaryota, Viridiplantae, Streptophyta, Magnoliopsida, Malpighiales, Euphorbiaceae.
UUAUGUCGUUUGAACAAAUGCUGAGAUAGCUUCCAAAACGAUCAAACCAAUUCUGUCGUUGGAGUAAACCACCCCUUUAUAACGAGAACUGGUAACCGAUUGCUAGGAAACGACGUCGCUUAGCAAAUUCAAGAGUUCAAUUUCCCAAUUCAUAUGUAUGCUUAAAAACCUCGUAAAAAAAUAGUGAAAUCCGUAAACCUCUGUUUCCCUCCUUCGAAUCUUCUGUAUGUAGUCGUUAUUAGCCCAGCGAUCUCGUUUAAAUCUGAAAAAGUGUAGCAAGGUGGGUAGAAUAUGAAGCGAAAGAGAGGGAAUAAGAAAGGCAAGCAAAAACGUCCUCCUGCUAUUACCACAAAUGAGGCAGUUGUGGACCUAGUCAAUUUGGAUAGGGAAGAUAAUUCUGGUGCAGAUGAGUUUGAUGAUAAUACUAAUGAUAAUGAUAAUAAUGAAGAGUUCCAAUCUGCAAUGGAGGUUGAUACACCUUCUUCUACUGGUACAGAUCAGCCAUUGAAUCUUGCAAGUAUAAACCCUGAUGGGUCGAUUGAUAAGACUGCAGGGAAGUCGUUUGGGCGUGUUAAGGUUAAGCUCAAGACUUCGAAGGUGUUAGAAUCGCAUAGCGAUACUGAUAAGAGUAGCCCACAAUUGGGUUUGGAGAAACAAAGUGUGGUUAGUGAUAAAAUAGAAGAUACUGGCAACUCACUGUCUGAAGUGAAAACAAAUGUUUCUGGGAAUGUAUCAAAGAAACCUGGGAGUAUAAAGAUUAAGUCGUCAAAAGUGCUGGGUGGAUUGGGUGCUGAGAAAAGUGGUGGUACUGUAAUGAUACAGGAUGAGGGUUUACAACAAAAAGAACCAAGCACGCCUCAUCAGGAAUCUCAAUAUAGUAAGCAAGAGUUAGAUUCUGCAUUGUUGGUGAUUAAGAAGAUUAUGAAAAUGGAUGCAGCUGAACCCUUCAAUGUUCCUGUGAAUCCUGAAGCUCUUGGAAUACCUGAUUAUUUUGACAUCAUUGAUACGCCAAUGGACUUUGGAACUAUAUGCAGCAAUCUUGAGAAGGGUGAUAAGUAUAUGAACUCGGAGGAUGUCUACAAAGAUGUUCAAUACAUUUGGGACAACUGUUACAAGUAUAACAAUAAAGGUGAUUACAUCUUGGACCUCAUGAGGCGGGUGAAGAAGAAUUUUAUGAAGUAUUGGACCGCAGCCAGUUUAUUCACUGAACAGUCAAGAGGUUCCAGUGGUGCUGAAGGUGCUCAAGGGGAAGAUAAUGGAGCCUCUAGUCAAGUUCAUGGUAAAACUAGUCAAUAUAAACAGAAGAACAAAAAACGUCAUGGUCUGCUUGCUAACCAGUUUGAAGAAAGUGGCAGGCUCCAGAUUGGCCAUAGAAGGCGCCAUAAGCUUGAUUGCCUAUGUGCUAUAUGUGUUCUAAAGCGCCGUAGAAGGGAGCGCGAGGAGAAUGCUCGACUUGCUAAAGGUCAAAUUGGAGUUUCUGAUAAUAAACUUGCUCAAGAGUCAAAGCAAGAGGGAUCUCCUCUAACUGAGAGUCCUGGUGGUGAGGAUUCAUCAUCAAAUAUGGAUGAAUCAGUAGAUCCAGAUGCAGAUGCUGAAGUGGAAGGAAAGGGGCAGGACGUGAAAAUGGAAGAUACAGAGCAGCAGUUCAGCACCGUUAAGGACAAGCCUGAUGAGGCAGAGGAUGAGGAUGACGAUGAUGAUGAGGAAGAGGAGGAAGACGAGGAGGAAGAGCAGGAGGAUGAGACAGAGAUUCAAAAGAAAGGGAAAGUCGAAACAUCAGAGAAAUCUGGGUUUGCUGAUAGAUUGGGAGAGGAGCCUAAUCAACAAUCUCAGCCUGGACUAUCAGAUAACACAGGUUUGGUAGUCCAAAUACAUACUGACAAAGGACGUAUGACAGGCCAGCAUGAGGACAAAACUCUAGCAGUUCAGCGAAGUAAGGAUAAGGAAUCACAAGAACAAAAGCAGAAGGAUAAAAUGUUUGAGAAGUUUCGUUCCGAAAAUCCCAUGCUUUUCAGUUUGUGCAAAAGUCUCUUUCCUGACAACAAUAAGUCUCUCUGGAGCGGGCCUCACUCAUUGGUUCGACAUGAGGGUUCCGAUCGUACAAGUUCUAUUCAUGCUGCUAUUGAAACUUUGAUGAAGUAGGUGCUUUAAGUAACUUCACAUUGUCCAACAAAGGAUCUGAGGUGACCUUAUGCUCACAGAGAUCUAAUAUAUUAUUACAAGGCAGCAUGUCUGACAUAGAUCAUACGUGAAAGUGAAAUGCCUAGUUAUAAAUGAUGCUUCUCAGCUGAGGAUAAUUAGUUUUAUCUUGGAACAGGGUGGAAUCAUACCUCAUGGCCUAAAAAUUCAACCCUAAUUUACGCAACUUAGGUAAUCUUUCUGCGAAGUCAUUGGUAUUCCUUUGGUGGUUGCAGGAAUUUGCAAUUGUAAUUUGUAUACAUCAAUGUUAGAAGUUGUAAUCACUUGAUAUUAAGCAAGAAUUCUUUUAGGGUUGUACUGCGGCAAAAAGCAGUUUGUGCGAUUGUAAAUAGAUUAUAUUCUUUUAGGGUUUUA